AUGACUUAUUAAUAAUAGCUCAAAAACUAUUAUUACCUAAUCAUUUUUUAUUUCAAGUUUUCUUUCAUACAAAGCACUUACUUUUUUGAUCUUAUUUAACAUUGUCUGAACCAUUAUUUUAUAUUUAAUGCAUAUUAAAUUCUUUUUUCUCAACCUAAAUUCAACCCUUCUACAAAAAAUCAUUAGGAAUAAAUGUAUUUUUCUCAACCAUUUUUAUACCCAAAUUGUUAAUAUUUUUAUCUUUGUACAAUUUCAAUUUAAAGUCUUAGUUUUUUUUUCUUGGUGAUUAGAAUAACAAAUUAUUUUUUAUUGUAAGUCAAUGUACUUAUUCAACUAUUAAGAAAUCAUUACCAACUUAACUCAGUUCAUAUCCUUAUCAUUUCCAACAAUAAUUUUUUAUCACCUUCAAAUUACCCCUCCUUUCAAUAUAUAUGCAUGGGUUUACAAAUCAUUAAUAUUGAUUACUAGUAUUAAAAAUUAAGCAGAUUCAGAAACAAAUUUUAAUUGAAUUUUUUUUAAAGAGUAGUGUUAGCCCUUUCACAGAAAUAAUGUAUCCCUUUAUUGAAGUUAUUUACUCAUUAUAAUUAGGAAUUAAAUAAUAUUGAACAAUUAAAUUAAACUGAAUAGUUCUUCUGCAUGGCAUAGCUUAAAUAAAUGAGAUGGAUUACAUUUAAGACAAAGAAUAUUUAAAUCUAAAUAAACAAUAUUAUAUAAUAAAUUUGA
Messenger RNA from Paramecium tetraurelia, 723 nucleotides. RefSeq lists its product as uncharacterized. The record is from RefSeq and is a predicted model, not a curated record. NCBI's taxonomy places the organism in Eukaryota, Ciliophora, Oligohymenophorea, Peniculida, Parameciidae. The transcript has a single exon.